Messenger RNA from Oryza brachyantha (malo sina), 2191 nucleotides. RefSeq names its product probable mitochondrial adenine nucleotide transporter BTL3. Bases 477 to 1736 code for a protein of 419 amino acids. Lineage: Eukaryota; Viridiplantae; Streptophyta; Magnoliopsida; Poales; Poaceae. The transcript has 4 exons. Gene Ontology annotation, biological process: transmembrane transport. The record is from RefSeq and is a predicted model, not a curated record.
AAAGAACAAACAAACGAGUGAACGAGAGGAGGAGAAGUCGAUGGGGAGGAAGUAGAGGAGAAAAAUAGAAUUUUAUUUUUUUGGGGAAAAAAAAUUUCCCACCUCGUGCAACCGUCUCGCCUCGUUGGCUGGCAUCUCCUGCCCCCGGGGCGGCAGGAUCCAAGCAAGCGUAGCCGCCAACAAAAAUCACCGCGGAUCGCAAGAACGAGGAGGAGAAUACGGUCGCAAAUCUGCAUCUGCUUGCCCAUCCAUCCAAUUAGCCGCGGUGCGGUUCUGUGAAUCGAAUCGUGCACAAAUUGUUUUGUUCCGUUGCGUCCUGUUUCGAUCCAGUUCGUGCGCUGUGCUGCCGAUAAAACCGAUGCGUCGCCACGCGAACCCUAGAGCGGGCAGCGGCGGCAGCUGUUGCUUGUAGUGGUGGUGGUGAGUGGGGGGGGGGGGGGGGGGGGGGCGGCAGCGGCGUCGGAGGGUCGGCCGCCAUGCCGUGGCUGGAGAUGUGGCUGCCUCCCGCGGGCUGGGACGGCGCCGGCGGUGGCGGAGGGGGAGAGGGUGUGGCGGCGGGGCUGUUCCUCGACGGCGAGGCGGCCCACGGCGCGCUCCUCGCGGCGAUGCCCGGCUGCUCCGCGUCGUUCGGGGUGCGGCGGCGGCCGGGGUUCGUGUCGCUGACGAUGUCGGUGAAGGGGGGCAGGGGGUUCGUGGGUGGCCCGGUGGGGCUGCUCGCGAGCGGGGAGGAGAAGGGCGCCCGGGCGGAGGAGGCGGAGGGGCUGGUUGCGGGGAGGAGGGAAACCGAGGAGGAGGGGAAGGUGGUCGAGGAGGUGAAGGAGGCUCGUACUGCUGCGGGCGCCAUGAACAUGACGAAACAUUUAUGGUCUGGAGCCGUCGCUGCUAUGGUAUCCAGAACAGUUGUUGCUCCCCUUGAGAGACUGAAGUUGGAGUACAUAGUUCGUGCUGAGCAAAGAAAUCUAUUUGAGCUUAUCCAUGCCAUUGCAACAACACAAGGGUUGAAAGGCUUUUGGAAAGGGAACUUUGUCAACAUUCUCCGUACUGCUCCAUUCAAGGCAGUCAACUUCUAUGCGUAUGACAGUUACAGAAAGCAGUUGCUCAAAUGGUCUGGCAAUGAUGAAAUAACAAACUUUGAAAGGUUCAUCGCCGGUGCUGCUGCUGGUGUUACAGCAACGAUAUUGUGUAUACCAAUGGAUACGAUUAGGACAAGGAUGGUAGCUCCUGGUGGUGAAGCCUUAGGAGGAGUUAUUGGUGUUGCCCGCCAUAUGAUCCAGACUGAAGGGUUCUUCUCUCUAUACAAGGGAUUGGUACCUUCACUUAUCAGCAUGGCGCCAUCUGGCGCUGUAUUCUAUGGAGUAUAUGACAUAUUGAAGAUGGCCUACCUGCAUUCUCCCGAAGGGAAGAGGAGGGCAUCAACGAUGAAACAACAAGGUCAAGAGGCAAAUGCAUUAGAUCAACUUGAGUUGGGCACGCUUAGGACCUUACUCUAUGGUGCUAUUGCUGGUUGCUGUGCUGAAGCAGCCACAUACCCAUUUGAAGUAGUUAGGAGACAGCUGCAGAUGCAAGUCAAAGCAACGAGGAUGAAUGCUUUUGCAACAUGCCUUAAAAUUGUUGAUCAAGGUGGAGUACCGGCACUCUAUGCUGGCCUGAUCCCCAGCUUGCUACAGGUUCUGCCAUCAGCAUCUAUCAGUUAUUUCGUAUACGAAUUAAUGAAGAUAGUCCUGAAAGUGGAAUGAAUGCAAAUUAAUUCUUGAGCAUGCACAUCAAGUUUAAGAGGCCCAGUUCACAUUACUUUGACAAAUGAAAAAAAAGAACACAUUUUGAUCUGUUCCUGUAGCAUUUCUUUACGGAAGCUUCAGAGGCCGUGGGAGUAGCUUUAUCUUGGCCAAAUCAUUGUUGGCUUGAAGCUUUACACCACAGGAUUACCUUACACACGAUGAGGUCUAGUUCGACAUCUGAUUCAAUCACCUAUUCACAGCAGAUUGAUCUGUUGUAGCAAAAAACAUCUGGGCUUCUUGCCCUUCAAAUUUCAAUUAACAAAUUUUCAACUUCUCAUGUUUGAUGUAUUGAUGCAUCGACUGGAAAGGAAAGUGCGCUAGUUGCUAAAACCUCAAGAGUGGCAUGUGCAUUCCCCUGUGCAAUCACACAUUGAUUGGUUUGAUUUUGCUCUCCGGAAUGAUUGAUUUGCAUC